AUGGUAAGAGGGGACUUUUGUGAGCAAUACACCAAGGUCAGAUGCUAUUGUGUGGAGUUGAGAAGAUCUAACCCAGGUACCACAGCUAAAGUCACAGUUGUUGUCCCUGAUCAUAAUUUCAAGAGGGUCUAUGUGUGCUUAGUUGCAUGUAAAGAAGGAUUUGUUAGUCAUUGUAGACCAUUGAUAAGCUUAGAUGCUUGUCAUUUGAAGGGUGUAGUUGCUGACCAACUUCUAGUAGCUAUGGGUAUAGAUGGAAAUGAUGGUAUGUACCCAAUUGCUUAUGCUGUUGCUGAGGCAGAAAAUAAGGAGACUUGGACAUGGUUUUUGGAGAAUUUAAUAGGUGAUAUAGGGCUUGUGAGAGACCAUGGAUGGUGCUUUAUUUCAGACCAACAAAAAGGUUUACUUCCUGCUUUAGCUACUGUGGUCCCAGACGCAUACAAUAGAUUUUGUGUGAGGCAUUUGUUUGCUAACUUCAAGAAGAACUAUCAAGGAAAGGAGUUAAAGGACUUGAUGUGGAGGGCAGCUAAGGCAUCAACAAGAGCAUCAUUUGAAAGUUAUAUGAAUCAAAUGGAAAUAGUGAGCAAGGAAGCUUGUGAUGAUUUAAGAGGUAAGUCUCCGAUGCAGUGGGCUAGGCACGCUUUUCCCUAUUAUCCAAAGUGUGAUAUGCUAUUAAAUAACUUUUGUGAGACUUUUAAUUCGAAGAUUGUGGAAGCAAGAGAAAAGCCCUUGGUCAAUAUGCUUGAAACCAUUAGAAGAUAUCUCAUGGUUAGGAUCCGUAAGAAUAGGGAUUCAAUGGCUAAGUAUGAAGGCCUUAUUUGUCACAAGAUCCAGCAAAAAUUAGAGAAAUGUAAAGAGGCUAGCAUUGAUUGCACAUUUAUUUCGUCAGGUGGGGUGAGGUGGGAGGUGAAUAGUGGUGGCAAGCGAUUUGUGGUUGAUGUGGAGAAACGUUCAUGUGCUUGCAAUUGCAGGGAUUUGACUGGGAUCCCUUGUAAACAUGCAGUGCAUGUAAUAGGUUUCAGGAAAGAACGGGCUGAGGAUUAUGUGCAUGACUUCUAUAAGAAGGAUACAUAUAUUGCUUUAUAUUCGCAUCUCAUUCAGCCAUGCAAUGGUCCUGAUUUGCGGCUGGAAGUAGAUGGAGAUGCAAUACUUCCUCCAAUCCAUAAGAUCCAGCGAGGGAGGCCUAAGAUUGAUAGAAGAAGAAAGGAUAAAGAUGAAGUUCAUAACCCUUACAAGAUGAAGAGGAAUCAAACAAGUUUAAGAUGUGCACAUUGUCAUCAAUUGGGUCAUAAUAGAAGGGCCUGCAGGAGCAAACAAAGACCACCAGGAGUAGCAACUGCCAAGGGCAAAGGUAAGGCAGCAACUGACAAGGGUAAGGGCAAGGGCAAGGCAAUAAGUAGCGGCAGAAAGAGGAUAUUUGAAUUCAUUUAA
Messenger RNA from Quercus lobata, 1428 nucleotides. RefSeq lists its product as uncharacterized. Gene Ontology annotation, molecular function: zinc ion binding; transposase activity; DNA binding. The record is from RefSeq and is a predicted model, not a curated record. Gene Ontology annotation, biological process: DNA transposition. The transcript has a single exon. Bases 1 to 1428 code for a protein of 475 amino acids. Lineage: Eukaryota; Viridiplantae; Streptophyta; Magnoliopsida; Fagales; Fagaceae.